AUGCAUUAUUGGAUUAUUGGUUUUAUAAUUAUUAUUUGUCAAGAGUUUACUGUGUCAAGUAAACACAAACCAACCUUGCCUUCUCAUGUAGCCUCAGCAUUCCAAGAACCACGUAGUUCUAGUGGAUCUAUGACUUCAAUGCUCAGACCAGCACCCAAGACAAGCACAAGAAGGUUGGACAAAAACACAACAACAGUGACUGCUUCAGCUUCACAUUGGAGAAGUAGCUUUCCUUCAAUGCUGGCCACUCUAAAAGGCACAAGAAACCCAAAGAAAGCAGUGAGCAUCAUAAAAGCUACUAGUUCUACUCCUGUUGUACCUUUUGAGUCAAUCUUACCUAAAACCAAAUUUUCCAUAAUGAUCUCGGAAAUGACAGGGAAGAGCACUGGUUCUCCUUCAAUGAUGUCAUCAAAUUUUACCAGGACUGAGACACAUAAUGAAGCUUCAUUAAAUAGUACUCUUCUAUCAGACACGUCUACCACUGUAACUAUGGCAGUAACUAACAUAUCUGAGAUGAUUUCAACUACAGAACAUAUUCCUAAUCUUACUGAAAUGCCCUUUACUAAUUCUGUUCAUUUAUCCAGAACGGAAUCUACAACUAACAGCACUUCUUAUCCAACUACUAAUCAACCAUUCAAACCAGAAGAAACCUCCACUGGGCCCCCAAACUCCAUAAUCAGCAGAGAAAUUGCCAUUAGUCAGAUAAAACAUUUUGUAGUGACCCCAAACAUUGUUGUAUCUCAAGGUACACAAGCAACUACCUCAGGGUCAGAAAUAUACUCCAGUGUCUCUCAGAAUUAUUCUUUUUUGGAGACAUCUACUCUUCUGAGCAAAAGUUACAAAGCCCCAUCCAGGACAAACUCAUCACUAAAGGAAGAAAUCAGCUCUGAAAGUUCCUGGGAAACUCCAGUCAGAACAAGUUCUUCAUCACUUGUUAGUUUCACAUCACAAAGACAUCUACCUAUUACCCAUCACACUACCAGGCAAAGUUGGACCACAGCUCAGAUACAAUCUAGCACACUUGAAGAAAUAGAUUCAACCACAGAGUACAGUCCUAACCUUACUGAAGUGCCCAUGAAUCGUUCUCUUCUUGAACCUUCAACAAAAGACAUAACUACUGGGAACACAUCUUUUGUAACACUACAUAAGUCAGUAUCAGAAGAUACUUCUUUUGGAAUCACCAUUGGGACCCCUAGUUCCAGCAUCACUGCAAAAUUACAACAGUUGUCAAAUAGCCACACUGGACAUUCUAUGGUAACUUCUGAAAGCCCAUCAACCUCUGCCUCAAUCAAUGUCACUAACUCCAGUAGAGUGCAUACAUUUCCACAUCCAGAAGCCAUGGAUCCUCCCAAAAAUAUUGCUUCAGAAUCACAGACACAUACUCCUUGGGAAGAAUCCAUAUUUGCAGAUUCCAUAACAAUGCCACAUGACUCACAUCCGCCUUUAGCUAUUUCUUCCAUGAUAGACACACACAAUACAUCAUCUACUGGUUCCACUGGUUCUGUGGCCUAUGUAGUCACGGUUUCUAAAGAUAAAAUCCCAAGAGACUUGCCCACAAGCUCAGAACCUGUGACUUUCUCAAUUCAAAGCUUGAAUAGCAGUCAUCAGAAGAGUUUCAACAUUGCACAAAUGUCCAAAAUCUCACAGGUAACCACUGAUUCUUCAGUCACAAAACAAAACCAGAAUAAUGGGAGCUCAAUCCCCCAAACCAAACACACAAUUACCCCUACACCAAUCUCAUCUAAACAUGAAUAUUUCACAACAAUUAUGGCCAGAUCAAAAAGCACCACACUUUCAUCUCCACAGUUGAUUUCCUUUGCAACAGCAGAGACUGGAAAACGGACAGCUUCCUCCUUGAUCAAAGCAUGGAAAAAUUCUAGUAAAUCUGAAGACAUACAUUCAACCAAAGAACACAGAAGUAGCCAGGCUAAUGUACCCACUACUCCUUCUCUUAUAACAUCUAUGACAAAAGGUACAUCUGCUGGAAGAACAUUCUUUUCGAAGUUAUACCACUCAAUAUCAGAGGACAUUUCCACUGAAAUCUCCAUCAAGAACUUGAGAUCUACAGCCACCACAGCAUCAGAAGAGGAUGCUACCAGCCAUAGGGAACAUACUGUGGUGACAUCAAACUUGGUAACUUCCAAAGAUCUAUCAGCCACUUCUUCAAACACAAAGACCAAACACAGUGAGACACAGACAUCUGCACUUUCAGAAUCCAUAGUUAAUUCUAUCAAUAUGAAACCUGCAACCACAUCAAGGACUAAUUCAGUUUGGGAAAAGUCCAUGUCUAAAAGUUUGGCAAGAUCUACAGAUGAGGCACCUACACAUUCUCCAAUUCCUGCUAAUGCAGACAGAUACAGUACCACUGCUCCUGUUUCUGUCACCUCCAUUGUCACAAUUUCUAAGAACCCAAUAGCUACUAGAUUAUAUACGACCACAAGAUCAAUGACUUCUUCCAUACCAAGCUCCAACAGUGCCCAACUCUCCAAAAUCCCACAGACAACCUCUGUUCCCUUGGUCACACCAGUGGAAGGCAUGAAAGAUAGCACUUACAAACAUGCUAUCACACCUAUAUCAGUCUCACUUGAAAAGGAGUCUUUUACAACUAUUCUGCCAACCAUGGAACAAGCCAGACUUUUACCUUCACAGUCAAUCUCAUCUGAAAGUACAGAGAUUGAGAAAGAUAAAUCUUUCCCCUUGAGAACAGCAUGGAUAGAUUUUAGUACAUCUGAAGACAUAAAUGCAACCACAGAAUACAGCACUAGCCAUAGUGAAAUUUCCACUAGUUCUCUUUUUGAAUCCAGGACAGGACUCAGGUCUGCUGAGAGCAUAUCCCUUUCAGACCUUCAGUCAACAUCACAAGAUACUUCCACUGGAACCUCCAUCAGUCUCCCUACCUCCACAAUCAGUGCAGAAUCAGAAGAGAUGAAAAGCAGACCAAUGGAACAUUCCUCAGUUAUCUCAGACAUUUUGACUUACCCACAUACAUCAAGCACUGUCUUAGUCAAGGGUACCCACUCCAGUGGGACACAUACAUUUCCACAUUCAGAAUCCAUGGCUCCUUUCAACAAUCCUGCUUCAGCAUCAUGGACACUAACUGCUGAGGAAGGGUCCAUGUUUACAGAUUCCACAAAAGCACAAGGGUCACUUUCACUGACCUUUGAUACUCCCUUGCCACACACUCACAGUAGUUACCUUCCUGAAUCUGUUGUCUCUUUGUUCACAAUUUCUAAGGAUUCAAUUCCAACAGAUUCAUACACAAGUUCAGGUUCUGUAACUGUUUAUACUCCAAAUUGGAGCAGCAUCUCUCAGCCAAGCUCCAACACUGUUCAUGCUUCUCAACUGUCACAGAUGAAUACAUUUUCCUCAGUCACACCAGGGUCCAACAUGGGAGUCAGCCAUACUGUACCUGAAUUCCAAUAUACGAUCACAUCUGUUUCAGUGCCAUCAGAAAAGAAAACUUUUCUUACUACCCUGCCCACUACAGAAGAAUCCACACUUUCACCUACACAAUCAACAUCAUAUGGAAAUACAAAUAUUGGUACACAGACAGUUACCCUCCUGACCACAUCGACACAAGUUAAUAUACCUGAGAAGGUGCAUUCAAGUACAAAUUUCUUUAGAACCCCUUCUGAAGUGACUAAUAGUUCCUCUACUCUGGUAUCAAGUACAAUAUCGAUGUCUCCUGAUAACACAAUACUUACAAUGCUUCAGCAUUUUACAUCAGAACACACCAAGUUUACAUCAGAAGAUAUGGCCAGUGGAAUUUUCACCAAGUUUUAUGAUUCCAACACCACCACAGAAUCAGAAGAAAUAUCUACCAGUCAGAUUAGGGACUCUAAUGUGACCUCAAACAUUACCCUCUCCCUAGAAACAUCAACCAUGUCAUCAGAGUCAGACAAUUUCAUGAGUCUCAGGCCAACCCCCACAAUCACAGAGACAUCCACAUUUCUAAGCCAAAGUUAUGAAGUCCCAUCAAUUGCAACUUUUUCAACUCUAAAAGGAAGCCAACUUGGCAAUUCUCCAGGAUAUCUUGAUGAAUCUUCCUUAACAUCAUCUGUUACUUCCACAGGAGAAAAUAGCACCCCCUCUCCUAGUUCUGUUGUCUCAGUCUUUACCUCUUCUAAGGAGGCAAUCACAUCCAGGUUGGAUAAUUUGUCUACUUCAUUUCCAAAUUGGACCACUAGUACACAGUCAAGCCAAGAGACUUCCCAGGUUACCAAAUUUUCACAGACAAGCUCUACUUCCUCUGUUAAGCCAGAAAUAAUUAUGGAAGUCAGCAGUUCCAUACCACAAUCUAAAUUCUCCAUCUCAGAAUCCAUUAGAGCUGGCAGAAUCCCUACAAGAAGCCCUCUCUAUUCCUCAGAAUCAGAAGACAUCACUCAUGGAAGCAACUCCAGACUCAUUACCUACCCUAGCACAAAAGAACACGUAGAGUUAACCUCCAUCUUUGGAGCAGCUAAUUCUGCGUCUUUACUGAAUGAUAACUUAUCCAGGGAUACUGCAACCCCUGUUGCUAUGGCAGAAUUUUCUUCACCUGAGCCUCAAACAUCUCCACAUUUAUCCUGGAUAUCUGAAUCUAGCACUUUUGAGAAACAGUCGCAAACAAGUUCUCUAUCCAAUGGAAAACACACCUUUGUGGAUUCUACAUCAACUAUGAUGGAGAAAACCACACUUUCACAUCUUGCUUCUACCUCUCAAGGACAAAAUGUCUCCUCCCUUGAUUCUCUGGCUGCACUAGUAACUUCUAUUCAAGAGACAAUCUCAAAUGGAAAAGAUACAGGUGAAACUUCUGGGAGCACCUUAAUUCAAAGCCUGGAUACUAUACGGCCUUCAACUCCAGGUUCUUCAUAUAACAUAAAAACCUUGCAGACAAGUCACAUUUCCUUUAAAAAUCCAGCAACAAGAGUAGAAACUGAUAGUCCUACAAUGCAUCCCCAAGACACUGUGCUAGUUAAUUCAGGUCCAUCAAGAAUAACUGAAAUUAUGACCUCACAAAGCAAUUCAGACAUAAUAAUUUUCCCAUCAAUGCCUUCAUCUAACCCUGCACAUGCAAAAACUCCAAAAGCUCUUCCCAUAACUUCAAUAGAACAGGGAACCAAAAUGUCUAAAGAUACUGGUUUGGUGACAAAACAUAGUUCUAGUCUUUUUACAGUAUCCACUAGCACUAUCCCUGAAAUUUCAAGAACAGAAAGAAACUCAAAUGAUAGAGCAUCCAUUUCAAGCUCUGUACCCUUUGUGAAGACAACAGACAUCACAAUGGGAAAUGCCUCCAGUAGAUCUACUGUUUUCUUUCCAAGCACUGACAUCAGUCAAGGAGUUAAUGUUGAGGAAUCACCUAACAUCACCACUCUUUUGAACAUAUCGGAUCCUACAGCUUACACUGUAACUCAGACAUUUAUAUAUUCAGACUCAAUCUCUCAUCCCAGCAGUUCUGAGUUACUCUCAACAACAGACUUUCCACUCCAUGAAACAACUUCCUCUGUGAAUUCUAUACAAACUAUACCUGGGACAGCAUCAUCUUUUCCUGCUACUUCUCCAUCAGAAAGACAAAGACUCUUCCUUCCCUCCUCUAGGGAAACAACCUCAGAGGAGUUGGACACAAACUUAGCUUCCUUUACAACUUCAUUUUCAAGCCGGAGCAACAGUGAGUUAGCCACUUCAAAGGACACCAGAACCUUACAAAAAUCUUAUAGUUCCACCAAAACUAAAGUAACCAGUGUGGACAUAACUACAUCUGGACCUCAGGCCCAAUACACUGUAUCAUCUGAGACUCUUUCUUCAGAUAGUAAUGCCUCUGCCUUGUUGACAAUACCAAUCAACACUUCUGCUUCUGCUUCCCUUCUAUCACCACAGAGCUCAAACUCCACUUCUUUUCCUAAGUCUUCAUUCCCCACUUCUGAACUGUUUAAAACAACAAAUAUAUUGAGAAGAAGCUUGGAAACUGGAAUAAGUUUGCCCUCAAAUUUGAGCAGCACAUCACUUGAAAUAUUGGGUUUAUCUGAAGUUACUACUGAUACAGAAAAACAUCCUUCUUCCUUAAGUUUCACUGUAACCAAUAUGAAUACUAUUAGUAUGGGACAUGAACUAAGUUCCUCUGCAUCAAUAUCCUCUGAGUCAUCUAGGGACACCAAUACAAUGGGUACUGAUCCCUCUGUAUGGAUGACUACUAUGUCCACAUCAUUGCCUAACCAUUUAGAAACAACACGAUCGAAUACUGACCCAGUUUCCUAUUUGACUUCUGGAAUGAGAGACACUAGCAUAUCCCAACAAACAAAUAAACCUUCAGCUCCUGUGUCCAUUCUCCAUUUGUCAAGUACUGAGACUGAUGUUACUUCUGCUAUGAAUAUAUCAAUCCCGAAUCAGACUCCAUCUCCAGAGUUAACUGAAUAUCCAGGAGAAAGAGUUACCAUCUCACAUCCUUCUUCACCUAUUGCAGAGUCUGGGUUGACAUCCUUUCCAGAAUACAAUUUUGCUAUGCCUUCAUCAAAAAGUAUCCAUGUUCCAAGAACUGAUACACUGCCUUCAGCUGAGAAUACUUUGGUUGACACAACAACAAUACUUUCUCCCACAGAGGAAAUGGCUUUAGUUGCCACAACCAGCCAUCCUACAGGCAGUUCAACUGUGACUUCUAAGAGUCCUCAUUCUAUAAUACAGUCAAGCGAUUUGUUUGCCACCAUUGCAACAAAAUUACCUUCUUCAAUUUCAACACCAUUGCCCUAUUCUGCUUCCACUAUUACUGACUCUACAGCCAGCUCAUCCAUCCAGAGGAUUAUUACUCCUUCAGAAAUGGAAGAUGGCAUGCAAUACCAUACAGAUAUAUCUAAAGGAGCUGCCCAUGGAGACACUGAAGGCCCGGGCAAAGGUGCUCUGGCUUCCACAUCACCUGCUAACCAUAAAGAUCCAGCCCCAGAAGGGACAGUAAAAGCAGAGACCACUGCCACAGCUCCGAAGGCUACUUCCAUUUUCACUUCAAACACCAAAAUGUCAACUACAUCUUCAAGACCCCUGACUCACAAGACAUCAGAGAAAACAACCAACACCAACCCAACAGAGAUGAUUAUCACAGCCUCGGAUGCUUCCCACAAUUUACUAGAGAUAACACCAUCAUUUUCGACAGGCCUUAGAGAAAAUACUAGUAUGGUUGCCAGGAAAAGCCCAUCUUCCUACAGUAGAGAAGCAGAAAUGACAGUCCCACAGAUCCCCAGUCUUACAACAAAGACCAUCCCAAAUGUUAAUACUUUGGCAGCCCUCUCUGCUGAGUCUGAUACAAUCUCAUGGAUCACCCAUGUUUUAGAGAUUACUUCAGCUGUUGUCAAGACAACCACAAAUGCUUCUCACAUUGAGUUAGAUUCCAUGGUGUCCACAGCCACCAGUCCCAGAGGAGAAGACAGGUCAACCAUUUCAACAGCAGCUGUUUCCCCUGCCAUACCAGACUUUGUAUCUAUUGAACAAGAAGGCAGAUCAUUUGGUCCAACUAUAGCCAUCUCAUCUAGUAUUUCUGAUAUGACAAACUUAGAACACCACAGUUCUAAGGAAGAUACAAGAACAUCUAAACCAAUUCUGACUCAUUCACCUUCUGAGCCAAACAACACAGUUUCUCUUAUCUCUCAUGCUGGGGAAAAGACUGGUUCACCCAUGUCUACUAUUGCUGUCUCUCCAGAUAUAACAAAAAUAAUGAGACCACUGUUCACUAGCUCUGGGAAAAGAAUCCAUACAAGAAACCCAACUAUUUCUCAAGAUCAAUCAGUAACCACAACCUCAUGGAUCACCCAGCCAGAAACAGAAGUCACUUCAAGAGUGUUAACUACAACCAUCUCACCUAAUAUUCAAGAGAUGGUAACCUUAAAAUCUGUAAAUCCUACUCCUAAACUACAGAACACAACUUCAUUGAUAACCAAUGGUGAGGAACAGCCCAGUUUAGCCAUUUCUACUCUGGCUGUCUCUCUAGGUGUAAUAGAAGGAACUCCAUCAGCUCUGCCUGUUUCUCUAGGUCAAAUAGAGACCACAGCCUCAUUGGUGACUCAUGCUGAAAAAGAAGCAAUUUCAGGGGCUUCACCUACCACCUUUUCAAAUAUUAUUCCAGAAAUGAUGACCUCAACAACACUUAUGUUUUCUGAACCACACACCACAGCUUCAUUGGUCACCCAUAAUGAAGAACAACAUAGUUCAGACAUGUCUACACUGCCUGCCUCUUCAGGUAUAACAAAAAUGAAACAAGCACUGGGCACUACCACAGGCAAAGAAAGCCAGUCAGUCAUUACAACUCUAGCUGUUUCCCCAGGUGUACCAAAGACCAGAUCUAUAAACAAUACAUCAAAUGUUCCAGACAUGAUGAUAUCAAAAUCUCAAAACAAUACUUUUUCUAAUGUACAGACCAUAACAUCACUGGUUACCCAUGCUGGAACCCAGUCCAGUUUAUCCAUGUCUACUGAAACAGCCUCUCCAAGUAUAACAAAAUUAACAACAUCACUGUUCACAGAUGUGGACACAGAAAAUGUUGCAAUAACUUCUAUGCCUAUUUCUUCAGGUCAAAUGGAAAAAAGAGCCCCAUCAGUCACCAAACCUGAAAAAAAGACCACUUCAGAGGUCCUAUCUAUCACCAUUUCAAAUAGUGUCAAACAAAUGAUGACCUCACCAACUGUUGUUCCUUCUGGACCACAUACUACAGUUUCAGUUGACACCCAUGUUGUGGAACAACUCAGUUCAGCCAUGCCAAUUCUGCAUGCCACUUCAGAUUCAACAAAUAUCAGACCAUCUCUGGGUACUAGAUCUGACAUGGAAAGCCAUUCAUUGGCUUCUACUAUGGAUAUUUCCCAAGGUCAAUUGGAAACCACAGCCUCAGGAGACACCUAUACUGUAAGAGAAGGCAAUUCACUAACACCAUCUACAGUCAUCUCAACCAAUGCCCCAGACAUAAUAACUUCAACAAUUGAGAAUCAAUCUUCCUCUGAUAUACAGACCAUAACAUCAUUAAUCACCCCUGGUGGGGAACACUCCAGUUUAUCUGUGCCUACUCAGGGUGUCUCUCCAGGUAUAAUGAAAGUGACACCAUCAUUACUAACUGACAUAGUCACAGAAGGCUAUACAAUGACUUCAACUCUACCUGUUUUCUCAGGUCAACCAGACACUACAACAUCAUGGGUCACACAUUCUGAAACAGAAGUCACUGCAGAGGUACUACCUAUUACCAUUUCAACUACUAUUCCAAAUAUUGUGACCUCACCAACUCCUAUUCCUUCUGAACCACAUACCACAGUAUCAUUAGUCACUCAUGUUGGGGGAGAUUCCAUAUUGGCUAUGUCUACACUGCCUAUCUCAGGAGCUAUAACAGAAAACAUCCCAUCAAAGGUAACUCACCCUGGCACAGAAGGCCAUUCAGUGACUUCCUGGGAUCAAACAGAAUUCACAACUCCAUGGGUCUCCCAUCAUGCAAAAGAAGGAACUUUGGAGGAUCUUUCUACAACCAUCUCAAACAGUGCUCCAGACAUGAUUAUUUCAAUAAAUAAGAAUCAAUCAUCUUCUGAUACACACACCAUAACAUCAUUUAUCACCCACACUGGGGGACAGCCCAGUUUAUCUGGGUCUACUCUAGAUGUCUCUUCAGCUAUAACAAAAGUUAAACAAUCAAUAUUCAAUGAAUUGGGUACAGAAAGCUAUGCAAUGAUUUCAACUCUUCCUGCUUCUUCACAUCAACUGGAGACUAGGACCAAAUGGGUCACUCAUUCUAAAACAGAAGCCAGGUCAGGAGUCGUAUCUACAACCAUUUCUUCUAAUGUGCCAGAAAUGAUGACCUCACCAACUCCUAUUGCUUCUGAACCACAUGCCAAAGUUUCAUUAGUCACCCAUGUUGGGGAACAACACAGUACAACCAUGCCUACUCUGACUGCCUCUUCAGGUACAACAGAAAUCAUACGGUCACAACGAACUCACCCCGACACAGAAAUCCAUUCAGUGACUUCAGCUUUGGAUGUUUCUGUAGGUCAAGCAAAAUUAACAACUGCAUGGGUCACCCAAUCAGAGAAAAAAGAGACUUCAGGGAUUCUUUCUACAACUACCACACCUCGUGUUCCAGACAUGAUGAAAUUAGCAACUCUAAACAAUACUUCUCCUGACACACAGAUGAUAACAUCAUUCAUCAGCCAUGCUGGGGGACAGCCCAGUUUAUCUGUGUCUCAACAGGACAUCUCUCCGGGGAUAACAGAAGUGACAACAUCACUCUUCACAGACUUAGGCACAGAGAGCUAUGCAAUUACUUCAACUAUGCCUGCUUCUUCAGGUCAAGCAGAGACUAGGAUACCAUGGGACACUAAUUCUGUAAUGGAAGCCACUUCUGGGGUUCUACCUACCAGCAUUACAUCCAAUGUUUCAGAAAUGAUUACUUCAUCUACUAUUAUUCCUUCUGAACCACAUUCCACAGAUUCAUUAGUGACCCAAGUUGGGGGACAGUCCAAUUCAGGCAUAUCAACUCUGCCUGGUUCUCCAAGUAGAACAGAAAUCAUACCAUCACUGGUCACUCACUCUGGCACAGAAAGUUAUUCAGUGACUUCUACUCUGGAUAUUUCCACAGGUGAAGCAGAAUCCACAUCCACAUGGAAUAUCCAUAGUGAAAGGGAAGGCACUUCAGAGACUAUGUUUAAAAACAUCUCAACUAGUGCUCCAGAUAUGAUAACCUCAGAAACUGAGAGACACUCUUCUUCUGAAAUAAAGAUCUUAGAAUCCUUGGUCACUGACAAUGGAGGAAAGCCUAGUUUUUCUGUGUCUACUCAGCAUGUUACUCCAGAUAUAACAGAAGUAACACCAUCAUUGUUUACCAACACGGGCAGUGUAAGCAACACAAUGACUCUUACUCUACCUGUAUCCACAGGUCAGCUAGAUACUAGAGCACCAUGGGUCAAUCACCCAGAAAAUGAAGCCACUUCUGGAGUUCUACGUACCACCAUUUCAAGCAGUGUUUCAGAAAUGAUGUCAUCACCAACUGUUAUUCCUUCAGAAUCACAUACCGCAGUUUCAUUAGUAACCCAAGUUGGAGGACAGUCCAGUUCAUCCAUGUAUACUCUGCCUGCCUCUACAGGAAGAACCAAAAUCAUACCACCACUGGUCACUCAUUCUGGCAUAGAAAGCCUUUCAAUGCCUUCUACUCUGGAUAUCUCCCAAGGUCAAUCAGAAUCCACAACAUUGUGGGCCACCCAUCCUCCUAGAAAAGGGACUUCAGAAGUUCUUUCAAAAACCAUCACAAGCAGUGCUCCAGCCAUGAUGAAUUCAACAAAUAAGAAUCAAAAUUUUUCUGAUAAACAAACUAUAAUGGCAAACAUCACCCAUGUUGGGGGAAAGCCUGGUUUAUCUGUGUCUACUCAGGGUGUCUCCCCUGGGAAAGCAGAAGUGUCAACAUUACUAUUCACUGACUUAGAGACAGAAAGUUAUGCAAUGACUUCAACUCUCCCUGUUUCUUCAGGUCAGGCAGCGACUAGGACACCAUGGGACAAUCAUCCAGAAAUGAAAGCAACUACUCAGACCUUAUCUAGAACCAUUUCAUCUGGUGUUCCAGAAAUGAUGACCUCACCAACUGUUAUUUCCUCAGAAUCACAUACUAAUGUUCCAUUAGUCACCCAUGAUGUGGGGCAAUCCAGUUCAGUCAUGUCUAUUCUCCCUUUCUCUCCAGGUAGAACAGAACCUAUUCCAUCUUUGCCCCCUAGCUCUAGCACAAAAAACUAUUCAGUGACUUCUAACCUGGAUAUUUCUAGAAAUCAAGCAGGAUCCACAACCCUUUGGGGCACCCAUACUGGAAACGGAAACACUCCAGGAUCUGUAUCUACAAUAAUCUCAACCAGUGCUCCAGACAUGAUGACUUCCAUAAUUAAGAAUCCAACUUCUUCUGAUACACAGACCAUAACAUCAUUCAUCACCCAUGCUGAGGGACAGCCCAGUUUAUCUGUGUCUACUGAAGGCAUCUCUCUUGGAAUAACAGAAGUGAAACCAUUACUACUCACUGACUUAGGUACAGAAAGCCUUGCAAUAACGUCAACUCUGCCUGUUUCUUCUGGUCAAGCAGGUACUAAGACACCAUGGGACACUCAUUCUGAAAUGGAAGACACUUCUGGGUUCUUAUCUACCACCAUUUCAUCUACUGUUCCAGAAAUAAUGACCUCACCAACUGUUAUUCCUUCAAAACUACAUACUACAGGUCCAUUAGUCACCCAUGUUCAGGGACAAGCCAGUUCAAUCAUGUCUACUCUCCCUUUUUCUCCAGGCAGAACAGAAAGUAUGCCACCACUGCUCACUAUCUCUGGCCCAGAAAACUAUCCAGUGACUUCUACCCAAGGUAUUUCUAUAGAACAAACAGGAUCUACAACCCCAUGGGACACCCAUACUGGAAGAGAAAACACUUUAGGCUCUGCAUCUACAAUAACCUCAACCAGUGCUCCAGACAUGAUGACUUCCAUAACUAAGAAUCCAACCUCUUCUAAUACACAGACCAUAGCAUCAUUCACCACCCAUGCUGAGGGACAGCCCAGUUUAUCUGUAUCUACUGAAGGCAUCUCUCCUGGGAUAACAGAAGUGAAACCAUUACUACUCACUGACUUAGGUACAGAAAACCUUGCAAUGACUUUAACUCUGCCUGUUUCUUCUGGUCAAGCAGGUACUAAGACACCAUGGGACACUCAUUCUGAAAUGGAAACUACUUCUGGGCCCCUAUAUACCACCAUUUUAUCCACUGUUCCAGAAACUAUCACCAUACCAAUUCUUAUUCCUUCAGAGCCACAUACUACAGGUUCACUAGUCACUGAUUUUGUGGGACAGCCCAGCUCAGCCAUGUCUAUGCUGCCUGAAUCUCCAGGUAAAACAGAAGUUAUACCACCACUUACCACUAGCUCUGGCACAGCAAAUUAUUCAGUAAUUUCAGCUCUAGAUAUUUCCACAAGUGAAGCAGAAUCCAGAACACCUUGGGCCACCCAUCCUGCUAGAGAAGAAACUUCAGAGGUUCUUUCCACAAAUAUCUCACCUAGUGUUCCAAACAUUAUGACAUCAACAACUCUAAACACUUCCUCUAAUACAGAGACCUUAACAGCAUUUAUUACCCAUGUUGGGGGACAGCCCAAGACCUCAAAGGCAUUUUCUAUAACCACUGCAACUACUGCUCCAGACAUGAUGACUUUAAUAACUAAAGAUCAAACUUCUGAUACACAAACUAUAACAUCAUUCAUCAGCCAUGCUGGGGGACAGCCCAGUUUAUCUGUGUCUCAACAGGACAUCUCUCCGGGGAUAACAGAAGUGACAACAUCACUCUUCACAGACUUAGGCACAGAGAGCUAUGCAAUUACUUCAACUAUGCCUGCUUCUUCAGGUCAAGCAGAGACUAGGAUACCAUGGGACACUAAUUCUGUAAUGGAAGCCACUUCUGGGGUUCUACCUACCAGCAUUACAUCCAAUGUUUCAGAAAUGAUUACUUCAUCUACUAUUAUUCCUUCUGAACCACAUUCCACAGAUUCAUUAGUAACCCAAGUUGGGGGACAGUCCAAUUCAGUCAUGUCUACUCUUCCUGUCUCUUCUGGUAGAACAGAAAGUACACAAUCAUUACUCAUUAGCUCUGGCCCAGAAAACUAUCCAGUGACUUCUACCCAGGAUAUUUCUAUAGCACAAGCAGGAUCUACAACCCCAUGGGACAUCCAUACUGGAAGAGAAAACACUUCAGCCUCUGCAUCUACAAUAACCUCAACCAGUGCUCCAGACAUGAUGACUUCCAUAACUAAGAAUCCAACUUCUUCUAAUACACAGACCAUAGCAUCAUUCACCACCCAUGCUGAGGGACAGCCCAGUUUAUCUGUGUCUACUGAAGGCAUCUCUCUUGGAAUAACAGAAGUGAAACCAUUACUACUCACUGACUUAGGUACAGAAAGCCUUGCAAUAACGUCAACUCUGCCUGUUUCUUCUGGUCAAGCAGGUACUAAGACACCAUGGGACACUCAUUCUGAAAUGGAAGACACUUCUGGGUUCUUAUCUACCACCAUUUCAUCUACUGUUCCAGAAAUAAUGACCUCACCAACUGUUAUUCCUUCAAAACUACAUACUACAGGUCCAUUAGUCACCCAUGUUCAGGGACAAGCCAGUUCAAUCAUGUCUACUCUCCCUUUUUCUCUAGGUAGAACAGAAAGUAUGCCAUCACUGCCCACUAUCUCUGGCCCAGAAAUCUAUCCAGUGACUUCUACCCAAGGUAUUUCUAUAGAACAAGCAGGAUCUACAACCCCAUGGGACACCCAUACUGGAAGAGAAAACACUUUAGGCUCUGCAUCUACAAUAACCUCAACCAGUGCUCCAGACAUGAUGACUUCCAUAACUAAGAAUCCAACCUCUUCUAAUACACAGACCAUAGCAUCAUUCACCACCCAUGCUGAAGAACAGCCCAGUUUAUCUGUGUCUACUGAGGACAUCUCUCCUGGGAAAACAGAAGUGAAACCAUCCCUACUCACUGACUUAGGUACAGAAAGCUUUGCAGUGACUUCAGUUCUGCCUGCUUCUUCUGGUCAAGCAGAAACUAAGACACCAUGGGACAGUAAUUCUGAAAUGGUAACAACUUCUGGGCCCCUAUAUACCACCAUUUCAUCUGGUGUUCCAGAAAUGAUGACCUCACCAACUAGUAUUCCUUCAGAACCACAUACUACAGUUCCAUUACUCACCCAUGAUGCAGGGCAACCUAGUUCAGUAACAUCUACUCUUCCUUCCUCUCUAGGUCAAACAGAAACUAUUUCAUCUCUGCUCACUAGCUCUGGCACAGAAAACUAUUCAGUGACUUCUAACCUGGGUAUUUCUGUAGAUCAAGCAGAAUCCACAAUCCCAUGGGGCACCCAUACUGGAAGAGAGAACACUUCAGGAACUCUACCUACAAUCAUCUCAACUAUGGCUCCAGACUUGAUAACCUCAAUUACUCAGAAUGUUUCCCCAAGUCUAUUGGUGACCACAACCCCUUUGGUCACCCAACCUGGUAGAGAAGGGACUUCAGAGAUUCUUUCUAUAAACACCUCUCCUAGUGCUGUAGACAUAAUGACAUCAAAAUCUAAGAUUCUUACUUCUUCUGAAACACAGACCAUAAUAUCAGUGGUCACCGAUGGUGAGGGACAGCCAAGUUUAUCUGUCACUACUCAUGAUAUCUCUCCAAGUAAAACAGUAUCAACACAAUCACUAUUCACUGACUUGGGCACAGGGAAUUUAAUGGCUUCUCCUCUGCCUGCUUCUUUAAGUCCAACAGAAACAAAAGCCCCUUCAGUCACCAAUCCUGAAACAAAAACCACUUCAGUGGUUCUAUCUACCACUACUUCAACUAUUGUUUCAGAAAUGAUGACAUCAUCAACUCUUAGUCCACAUACCACAGUUUCAUUCAUCUCCCAUGUUGGGGAACAAUCUACUUCAACCAUAUCUACUUUGCCUGCCUCUCCAGGUAGAACAGAAAACAUACCAUCACUAGUCACUCACCCUAGCACAAAAAGCCAUUCAGUAACUUCAAUUCUGAAUAUUUCCCCAGGUCAAGCGGAAUCCACUGCUCCAUGGGUCACUCACUUUGAGAAUGAAGGGUCUUCAGGGGCUCUUUCUACAAACAUCUUAAGUAAUGUUCCAGACAUAAUGACAUCAAAAACUCUAAACCAUACUUCUUUUGAUACACAGACCAUAGCACCAUUCAUCACCCAUGAUGAAGAACAGGCUAGUUUAUCUGUGUCUACUCAGAGUGUCUCUUCAGGUAUAACAGAAGCUACAUCAUCACUAUUAACUGAGUUGGCCACAGAAAAAUCUUCAAUCUCAUCAACUCUGCCUGUUUCUUCAUUUCCACCUGGGAGUAGAACCUCAUUGGUCACCCAUUCUGAAACAGAAGUCACCUCAGGGGUUCUACCUACCAUCUUAUCAGCUAGUGUUUCAAAUAUUAUGUCGCCACCAACUCUUAUUCCUUCAGAACCGCAUACGAUAAUUUCAUUCAUCACUCAUGUUGGGGAACAGCCAAGUUCAGCCAUGUCUACUCUGCCUGUCUCUUCAGGUAUUACAGAAAUUAUAUCACCACUAGUCACUCGCUCUGGCACAGAAAGCCAUUCAAUGACUUCAACUCUGGCUGUUUCCUCAGGUCAAUCAGAGAUUACAGCCCAAUGGAUCACCCAUACUGGGCAUGAAGGGACUUUGGGGAAUCUAUCUACAACCAACUCACCUCAUGUUCCAGAGAUUAUGACUUCAACAACGUUAAAUUACACUCUCCCUAAAUCACAGACCAUAGAAUCAUUAUUCACACAUGGUAGCCAACCCAGCUUAAACAUGACCACCAUGGCAUUUUCUUCUAGUAUACCAAAAUUGACAACAUCACUGAGUACAAAAUUGGGCACAGAAAGCCACCAUACUACUGUGGCUUUGUCUCCAAGUCUAUCAGAGACUACAGCAUCUUUGGUGACUCAUUCUAAAAAAGAAGUGCCUUUAAAUGUUUUAAAAACUACCAUUCCACCUACUAUUUUAGACAUGACAACCUCACCAUCUUUUUUCACUUCUGAACCACAUACUCCAAUUUCACUGGCCACCCCUCUUGAGAGACAACCUACUUCAUCUAUGUCUAGUCUGGCUGUUUCUCCUGAUAUAACAGAAAAGAUGCCAUUAUUAGUAACUAGUUCUAGUACAACAAUCCAUUUAGCAUCUUCAACUCUGGAUGCUUCUCCAGGUCAACUAGAGAGUUCUGCCUCAAUGAUCACUCCUUCUGAAAGAGAAGCCACCUCAAAUAUUCUAAGGACAGACAUUUCACCUAAUGUUCCAGACUUGAUAGCUUCAACAACUCAUAUUGCUUCUGAACCAUAUACCACAAUAUCAUUGGACACUUACGUUGGGGGACAAUCCAGUUCAAGUAUUUCUACUCUGACUAACUUUCCUGGUAUAAAAGAUAUGAUACCACUGUCCACUACUUCUGUUGUAGAAACAGAUACAACUGCUCCAACUCUGUCUGUUCCUGCUGAUCAAAGAGAGACCACAGCCUCGUGGGUCACCCAUUCUGGAAAAGAAGUCAUGUCAACAGUAUCCAGUCCAUCUACUUUACUUGGUGAUUCAGAAAGAACUGAAACAUGGCUCAUACUUUCUGCCAAGACCAACACCCCACACCCAACAACAACUUCCACAUUUUCUUAUAGUGACAUUGCUUCCUCAGCAUCUAAGGUAGAAACCAGCUCAGCCACAACUCUUUCAUCUAGUGCUUCUGAAGAAGCAGCCUCUCACUCUGUCUACACUGGGAUUGAGACAAGCACAUCGACUCUAACUGUAACCCCUUCAUCUAUUUUACCAGGAACCAUAGGCAUAUGGCCUUCCAGCCCUUCCACAGAAUAUGCUCUGGAUAUGUUCUCUAGUUUCCCUGGAUUUCCUGUUCAUCAUACAACUAGUAAAUCUAGUACUGCAACUUCACAAAACAUAGAAAUGUCACCAUCUCUCAGUACAAUUAGAUUUGCAGAUUUUGUCACUGAGGUCAUAAGCCCCACCAUGACCUUGUUACCAUCAGAGUCUUCAACACAGGCACUCACUAACCUGGAAACUACAAGUGAAACCACUCAUUCAACUACCACGAUUUCAAGACCUACUGGGAAUAAGAUCACAACUACACUACAUGGAAGUUCUUUUUCCCUUCUGACCACACGUAGAAUGUCCACAUUGUCUCCUGAGAAUGUGACUUCAAGGCCAACUACAAGCCCAUCUCUGUUACCCUUCACCCUCAAUUUCACUAUAACCAACCUGCAUCAUACAGAGAGCAUGGGAUCUCAAGAAUCUGAAAUAUUCAACAGCACAGAGAGGAUCUUGAAUAGCCUGCUCAAGCCCAUGUUCAAGAAUAGCAGUAUUGGACAUGUUUAUUCUGGCUGCAGACUGAUCUCACUGAGGCCUGAGAAAGAUGGAACAGCCACUGGAGUGGAUGCUGUUUGCACUCUCCAUUCUGAUCCCUUGGGCUUUCAGCUGGACAGAGAGAAGCUGUACUGGGAACUGAGCCAUAAUACCCAGGGUGUCACCAAGCUAGGAUCCUUCACUUUAGAAAAGGACAGUCUGUACAUCAACGGUUUUACACAUAUAAGUACCUCUGCUUCCACUCUCAACACUCCAGUGACUUCCUCUCUGUUUUUCACUGAGACCUCCACUGCAAAACCUAUCCUCUCUACAGUGACAGGUUCUCCUCUGGUGCCUUUCACCAUCAACUUCACCAUCACUAACCUCGAAUAUGAGGAAGGCAUGAGUCACCCUGGGUCCUGGAAAUUCAAUGCCACUGAGAGAAUCCUACAGAGACUGCUUUGGCAUUUGUUCAAUAAAACCAGUAUCAGCCUCCUGUUUUCUGACUGCAGACUGGCAUUGCUCAGGCCUAAAAAAGAUGGAGCAGCCACAGGAGUUGAUGCCAUCUGCAUUCAUCAUGCAGACACAACUGGACCUGGGCUGGACAAUGAACGGGUCUUCUGGGAAUUGAGCAACCUGACCAACAAGGUUACUCAGCUGGGCCCUUACACCUUAGACAAGAACAGCCUUUACAUCAAUGGUUAUACACACCAGAUCCAGUCCAUCACAUCUCCAACUACAAGCCCAUCUCUGUUACCCUUCACCCUCAAUUUCACUAUAACCAACCUGCAUCAUACAGAGAGCAUGGGAUCUCAAGGAUCUGAAAUAUUCAACAGCACAGAGAGGAUCUUGAAUAGCCUGCUCAAGCCCAUGUUCAAGAAUAGCAGUAUUGGACAUGUUUAUUCUGGCUGCAGACUGAUCUCGCUGAGGCCUGAGAAAGAUGGAACAGCCACUGGUGUGGAUGCUGUUUGCACUCUCCAUUCUGAUCCCUUGGGCCUUCAGCUGGACAGAGAGAAGCUGUACUGGGAACUGAGCCAUAACACCCAGGGUGUCACCAAGCUAGAAUCCUUCACCUUAGAAAAAGACAGUCUGUACAUCAACGGUUUUACACAUAUAAGAACCUCUGCUUCCACUCUCAACACUCCAGUGACUUCCUCUCUGUUUUUCACUGAGGCCUCCACUGCAAAACCUAUCCUCUCUACAGUGACAGGUUCUCCUCUGGUGCCUUUCACCAUCAACUUCACCAUCACUAACCUCGAAUAUGAGGAAGGCAUGAGUCACCCUGGGUCCUGGAAAUUCAAUGCCACUGAGAGAAUCCUACAGAGACUGCUUUGGCAUUUGUUCAAUAAAACCAGUAUCAGCCUCCUGUUUUCUGACUGCAGACUGGCAUUGCUCAGGCCUAAAAAAGAUGGAGCAGCCACAGGAGUUGAUGCCAUCUGCAUUCAUCAUGCAGACACAACUGGACCUGGGCUGGACAAUGAACGGGUCUUCUGGGAAUUGAGCAACCUGACCAACAAGGUUACUCAGCUGGGCCCUUACACCUUAGACAAGAACAGCCUUUACAUCAAUGGUUAUACACACCAGAUCCAGUCCACCACAUUUCCAACAGCAGGGCCCAUUCUGGAGCAUUUUACUGUCAACUUCACCAUCAUUAACUUAAUGUUUGAGGAGGACAUGAGUCACCCUGGAUCUAGAAAGUUCAAUAUCACUGAGAGAACCCUACAGAGCCUGCUGAAGACAUUGUUCAAAAAAUCCAGUGUCAGAGCCCUGUAUUCUGGCUGCAGACUGUCCUUGCUCAGACCUGAAAAUGAUGGUGCAGGCACAGGAGUGGAUGCUGUCUGCACUUACUAUCCUGAUCCUGCUGGCCUUGGACUGGACAGAAAAAUGAUGUAUUGGGAGCUUAGCAGGCUGACCUAUGGUAUCAACAGGUUGGGCCCUUACAUUCUGGAUGAGAAAAGUCUCUAUGUUGAUGGUUACACACAUCAGAUCAUGGCUACCACUACUCGGACACCUAUGAUGACCAUUGCUUCUAUGGAAAUGAUAAGCAACUCUCCAAGUCUUACAGCAGGACUUGUGCUGGUGCCAUUUACCAUCAACUUCACUGUCACUAAUCUAGAGUAUGUAAAGGACAUGGGUCACCCUGGAUCCAGAAAGUUCAACACCACUGAGAGAAUCUUGCAGAAACUGCUCAGAGCAUUAUUCAGUAAAACCAGUAUUGGACCCCUGUACUCUGGAUGCAGACUGAUUUUGCUCAGACUUGAGCACAAUGGGACAGCCACAGGCAUAGAUGCCAUCUGCACCUACCACCCCAACAUUUCUAAUCAAGAGCUGGACAGACAACGUGUAUACUGGGAGCUGAAAAAACUGAACAUCAUGCAGCUAGGGCCCUACAUCCUGGACCAAAACAGUCUUUAUGUCAAUGGUUAUACACAGCAGAUUCUGGCCACCACCCACAGGCCUUCAGUGUUGGCCACUGUUUCUGAAGGCAUACCAAACAUUUCUUUUACCCCAACAGCAACCAGCCCUGCUCUGGUGCCUUUCACCAUCAACUUUACCAUCACUAACCUGGAGUUUGAGAAGGAUAUGGAUCAUCCUGGAUCCAGGAAGUUCAAUAUCACUGAAAGAACCCUACAAAGCCUGCUCAGACCCUUGUUCAGCAAAACCAGUGUUGGUCAAUUGUAUUCUGGCUGCAGGCUAAACUUUCUCAGGCCAGAGAAAAAUAGGGCAGCCACAGGGGUGGAUGCCACUUGCACCUACCACCUAGAUCCUGCUGGCCACAGGUUGGAAAGUAAACAGAUAUAUGAGGAGCUGCGCAGUCUGACCCAGAGUGUCACCCAGCUGGGCCCCUAUACCCUGGACCAGAACAGUCUCUAUGUCAAUGGUUACAGAAACCAGAUCCUGGCUACUACCCCCAGAGCCUUGAGCUCUGCUCUGCUAAGGUGCACUCUUAACUUCACCAUCACAAACCUACCCUACAUGAGUGACAUGUUGGUUCCAGGAUCGGCCAAGUUCAAUAAAGUGGAGAAAAUCCUGAAGCUCCUGCUCAAACCCUUGUUCCAAAAUACCAGUGUUGGCUUGCUGUAUUCUGGAUGCAGGCUGACCUCACUCAGGCCAAAAAAGAAUGGAGAGGCCACCAAAGUAGACAUGGUCUGUACUUACCAACCAAACUCUACAGGCACUGGUCUGGACAGAGAGCAAUUAUACUUGGAAUUAGAACAGCUCACCCACAACACUACUCGAUUGGGUCCCUAUACCCUGGACCAGAAUAGUCUCUAUGUCAAUGGUUAUACACAGGAGACUGCAGUAACCAGCCCCAACAAAUCAUCCUUGGAGUUAUUUACCUUCAAUUUCACUAUCACCAACCUUCUGUACACGGAGAACAUGCAGCCUGCAGGAUCAAGGAAAUUUAACAUCAUAGAGAAGAUCCUGCAAGACCUGCUUGGGCCCUUGUUCAGGAACACCAGUAUAAGCCUUUUGUAUGCUGGCUGCAGACUGACUUUGCUCAGUUCCAGGAAGGAUGGAAAAGCCACUGGAGUAGAUACAGUUUGCACCUAUUACCCUGACCACAUGGGUCAUGGGCUAGUCACAGAGCAACUCUAUUGGGAGCUGAGCAAGCUGACCCAUGGUGUCACUCAACUGGGCCCCUACACUCUAGAUGAAGACAGUCUCUAUGUUAAUGGUUACACACAUUCAGCCUCAGGUACCCUCCUUAAUACUUCCUCUCUGGCUCCAUCCUCUACAAACAAUUCCACAGGCAAUCGUACUGUCACGAUACCCAUAACUCUCAAUUUCACCAUAACCAACUUGCACUAUACAGAGGAGAUGGUACAUCCAGGUUCCUUGAAGUUCAACUCUACUAAACGGAUCUUACGUUAUUGGCUUGAUACUUUACUCAAUAAGACCAGCAUUGCCCCACUUUACUCUGGCUGCAGAUUGGCUUCAUUCAGGUCUGAUAAUCAUAGAGCAGCCACAGGAGUUGACAUCAUCUGUAACUUUCAAUCUUACUCCAUGAGUCCUGGAAUAAACCAAGAUCAACUAUUUUGGGAGUUGAGUCGUGGGACCCAUGGCAUUACCCAUCUGGGCCCCUACACCCUAGACCAGGAUAGUCUCUACAUAAAUGGUUAUAGUUUUGGAGCUGCAUCUCUAAAUACCACCACUGUAGAACUCAGUGAGGAGUUGUUCACAGUGAACUUCACCAUCAACAACCUGCGCUACUCAGCUGAUAUGAGCCAAACUGGCUCCCUCAAAUUCAAUAUCACAGACACACUCAUGCAGCAUUUGCUCAGCCCAUUGUUUCAAAGGAGCAGUCUUGGCCCCCUAUACACAGGCUGUAGAGUGGCCACUCUAAGAUCAGUGAAGAAUGGUGCCCAGACCCAGGUAGAUGUCCUUUGCACUUACCGCCAGGUUUUCAACAGUCGGGGACUGCCUGCCAAGCCAAUUUUCUAUGACCUAAGCUGGCAGACUCAUGGAAUCACCAAGCUGGGUCCUUACUCCUUGGAUAAAGACAGCCUUUUCAUCAAUGGUUACAAUGAACCUGGUCCAGAGCUACCUCCUACAACUCCAGAUCCAGCCACCACCAUCUUGCCCUCCCCAACAACACCUCUGCAGCCAGAGUUCAACACAGCUAUGUGGCACAACCUGGAAACCUUCACAAUCAACUUUACCAUCACCAACCUGCCAUAUUCAUUAGACAUGAUCAGUGGCUCAGCCAUGUAUAACUCCACUGAACAUGUCCUACAACACCUGCUUGAACCCUUGUUCCAAAAUGAAUCCUUCAACUCAAGUUGCAGACUGACCUCCCUCAGACCUGAGAAAAAUGGAACAUCCACAGGCGUGGUUACCGCCUGCACCUACCAGCAUGACCCUGCACAUCCUGGAAUGAGCACACUGGGUCUGUACUCAGAACUGAGCCAUCUGAGCCAUGGAGGCACCCAGCUGGGAAACUACACACUGGAGGAGAAUAGCCUCUAUGUGAAUGGUUACAAUGUUCUUGGUCCAGACACAGUUACUACAACUCCUGAGCCAAGCACCACCAUCCAGACUUUUACACUGACAUCUGUGCAGCUAGCAUCCACAGCAGCUGGAGGGCACCAUCUGAAGACCUUCACAAUCAACUUCACCAUCUCUAAUCUUCCAUAUUCAGCAGACAUGAACUACAACUCAGCCAUGUUCAACUCUACUGAGAGUGCUCUACAGCACCUGUUUACACCCUUGUUCCAGAAUAUCUCCUUCAACUCAAGCUGCAGACUAAUCUCCCUAAGGCCUGAGAAGACUCAAAACUCAACUAGUGUGAAUGUGAUUUGCUCCUACCAACAUGACUCUGCACUUCCUGAGCUGCAUACACAAGAGCUGUAUUCAGAGCUGAGCCAUUUGACUCAUGGAUUCACUCAACUGGGCAACUAUACAUUGGAAAAAGACAGUCUCUGUGUGAAUGGUUACAAUGAAACUGGUACAGGAAAACCAACCACAAAUCCUGAAACAGCCUCUACUAUGCUGCCUUCUCCAUCAAUACUUGUGCAAACAGAAUCCACCACAGCUGUGGGGCACUACUUGAAGACUGUCACAAUAAGCUUCACCAUUUCCAACCUUCCAUAUUCAUCACAUAUGAACAAUGGCUCUGCUGUGUUUAACUCCACAGAGACUGUUCUGAAACACCUGCUUGAACCCUUGCUCCAUAACGGUUCUUUCAGCUCCAGUUGCAGACUGGAUUCCCUCAGGCCUGAAAAAAAUGGAACAGCUACUGUUGUAGAAGCCAUCUGCACCUACUACCAUGAUGCUGCAAAUCCUGGGAUUGACAGCCAGGAACUGUACUCAGAGCUAAGCCAUCUUACCUAUGGAAUCACCCAGUUAGGCAACUAUACACUUGACAAAGAAAGUCUACAUGUCAAUGGUUAUAAUGAACCUUAUUCAGAAGAACCUGCUACAGCUCCUGAGCCAGCCACUACUGUACAACCUUCUCCAUCUACAUCUUUCCUGGCAGAACCUACCAAAGGGAGCCAUAUGAAGAUUCUUACAAUCAAUUUCACCAUAUCGAACCUUCCAUAUUCAUCAAAUAUGAGCAAUGGUUCAGCUAUGUUCGGCUCAACUGAGAGUAUUAUGCAGCACCUGCUUGUUCACUUGUUCCAGAAUAGUUCCCUCAAUUCAAGUUGCAGACUGGAUUCCCUUAGGUCUAGGAAGAAUGGUACAGCCACGGGUGUGGAUGUCAUCUGCACCUACCACCAUGACCCUGCACAUCCUGAGAUGGACAUCCAAGGGCUGUACUUAGAGAUUAACAAUCUAACUCGUGGAAUCACCCAGCUGGGCAACUACUUACUAGACAAGGAUAGUCUAUAUAUCAAUGGUUAUAAUGAACAUGGUGUAGAAGAGCAUUAUACAGCUCCAGAGUCACCUACCACCAUUCUGCCUUCUCCAUCAACAUUUGUGCAGGAAGAACACACAAUGGCCAUAGGGCAUUUGAAGACUUUCACACUCAAUUUCACCAUCUCCAACCUUCCAUACUCAGCAGACAUGAGUACAGGCUCAGCCACAUUCAAUUCCACUGAGAGGAUCCUGCAGCACCUGAUUAGACCCUUGAUCCAGAAUGAAUCCCUCUACUCAGAUUGCAGACUGGCUUCACUCAGGCCUAAGAGGAAUGGAACAGCCACUAGGGUGAAUGCUAUCUGCUCCUAUCAUCCUAACCCUGAACAUCCUGAGCUUGACACUCAGGAGCUGUAUACAAAGCUGACACAGUUGACCCAAGGAAUCACCCAGCUUGGCAGCUACACGUUGGACCAGAAUAGUCUCUAUGUCAAUGGUUACACUCACCAGACUGCAGAAACUACUUCUAGUGGCUACCAUGUACCUCUGAAUGUAACCAUACAGGGCAAGUACCGGCUAAACUUCUGCAUCAUCAACUGGAAUCUUAACAGCACAGACCCAACAUCUUCAGAAUAUAUCACCCUAGAAAGGGACAUUGAAGACAAGGUCACCACACUCUACACAGGCAGCCAGUUAAAAGAAGUAUUUCUGUCUUGCCUAGUCACCAACAUGACGUCUGGCUCCACAGUGGUCACUAUUGAGGCAUUGUUCUCCUCUUAUCUGGAUCCCAACCUUGUGAAGCAAGUCUUCUUGAAUAAGACACUGAAUGCCUCCUCCUACUGGCUGGGUGCCACCUAUCAGUUGACAGAUCUUCGUGUGAUAGACAUGAAGACAUCAAUUCUUCUGCCAGCAGAAAUACCAACAACCAGUUCUAGUUCUCAGCAUUUCAACCUCAAUUUCACCAUUACCAAUCUACCCUAUUCCCAAGACAUAGCCCAGCCAGGCACCACCAAACACCAGCAAAACAAAAGAAGUAUUGAAUAUGCGCUCAACCAGCUUUUCAGAAACAGCAGCAUCAAGAGUUACUUUUCUGACUGUCAAGUUUUAACCUUCAGAUCUGUCUCCAACAACAACCACACAGGGGUAGAUUCCCUGUGUAACUUCUCACCAUUGGCUCGGCGAGUAGACAGAGUUGCUAUCUAUGAGGAAUUCCUUCGGAUGACACAAAAUGGCACCCAGUUGCUGAACUUCACACUGGACAGAAAGAGUGUCUUUGUGGAUGGGUAUUCUCAGAACAGAGAUGAUGAUGUGAUGAAGAAUUCUGGUCUUCCUUUCUGGGCUAUCAUUCUCAUCUGCUUGACGGUACUACUGGUACUCAUCACAUGCCUGAUGUGCUGUUUCCUGGUUACUGUUUGCAGGAGGAAAAAGGAGGGAGACUACCAAGUUCAACGUCGCCGCCUUGCUUAUUAUUUGUCUCACCUGGACCUGAGGAAGCUCCAGUGACUACCUGCCAGUAAUGCCUCUUCCUUAAUAGGAUUCAAAGAAUAAAUAAAUGAUAUUGG
Arvicanthis niloticus (Nile rat) is the source of this 25679-nucleotide messenger RNA. The record is from RefSeq and is a predicted model, not a curated record. NCBI's taxonomy places the organism in Eukaryota, Metazoa, Chordata, Mammalia, Rodentia, Muridae.